CUUCCCGGAGCCGCUGAAUCAACACAGAAACCCUCCAAACUGAUGAAACCCGCAGGAAGACUGUCUGUUACUGAGAGCCGAGAGGGAUUAAAGGUCUCACUCUGUGAUAUAUACAAGGAAAGACGUAUUUUUUUUGUUGUUUUUUUCCAGUUUUGUGAAGUUUGGUCUGGGGCGUUUUUUGCUCCUCGGUGUUUGAGUCUGAACUGCUUCACCAGACUGACUCAUUUUUUCCGACGCCUGCAGGCACCGGAGGAGAAAACACAGCCGCUGCUCUGCUCCUUUGUCAGCUGGUUUGGAGAUGCUCCAGGGGGCCGCGAGCAGAGCCGGGCUCUGCCUCUCCUACUGCCUCCUCUUCAACAUCUGGCUCUCGGCUCCAGAUGUGGAGUCGGCAGGCCCUCUCCACACCUUCACCCUGGAGCAGCAGCCGGGUCAGCCGGACCUGGAGGACUGGGAGUGGGGUUCUGGAUCGUCCCUCCUGCACCUGCUCCACAGUUUCCCUGCCGACAGCCCCUUCGUGACGGAGUCCCCGGGGAAACCCGUCAACUGCACCCAGCGGUUCUGGCUGCCGCCGUCCUCCCCGAUCUGCUGGGAGAACAUCGCCGGGCCCAGGGAGUUCGCCCAGUCCCGUCUGCUGGUCCUGCAGAACAGGGCCGCGCUGCAGGCCGUGUCCUCCUCCAGCGGGGUGGAGGAGUCCGGCCUCUCCUACGACCGCCUGGCCAGGGAGGAGAUGGAGGGAAUCCGCUCAGACCACCAGAACAUGUCAGAGACAAUCCAGACCAUGGAGACCGUGUUUGUUUCGCUGAGCGAGAAGAGGAAAGAGGGGAAAGAGCAGGGCGCGCUCACAAGCAUGAAGCGGAAUUUCGCCAGCACCAGGGACGCCAUCGACAGCAGAGCGGACAUGGCCGCCCACUUGGAGAAGCAGUUCUCUUCUUUAGAAAACACGCUUCUCAACAUUCACUUUCGACUCAUCAAACUCAUCCGGCAGUGACGCCGUGGGAGACGCCGACUCUUCGUCACAGCUGUAAUUUGAACACGAAUGUCUUGUUUAACUGCGUAACCAUUUGAUGCAUGCUCAGGAUCAAAAUAGAUUACAUUAUGAUUACAAAAGACUUGAAACACUUGAUAUGCGUCUUAUCAUCACACAACUCAAACACAGAAGUGUCUGAAUGAACCCCGGGUUGUCACUGAGCUGUUAAAUUCAACUUUCUUUGCAAACAUGCACCAUACGGAGCGUUUACAGCCACGUUAAACAUCUUGUAAAACCGCUAGAGGAACUUGUGAACGCUGGAGCGGAAGGAGCGAGUUGCUUCAACACACCAUUUACCGUUCACACAGUGCAAGUCUCUUCAAGAUUAUUUUCUAAUAAACAUUCAGUAAAAAGUGUGUAUCA
Messenger RNA from Salarias fasciatus (jewelled blenny), 1390 nucleotides. RefSeq lists its product as uncharacterized. Lineage: Eukaryota; Metazoa; Chordata; Actinopteri; Blenniiformes; Blenniidae. The record is from RefSeq and is a predicted model, not a curated record. Bases 299 to 988 code for a protein of 229 amino acids. The transcript is spliced from 3 exons.